UGAACGCCAUCCAAGAAUCUUGCAUGAAUAUUUAAUUGGAAAGUGGAUGCUGCUUUAAUUGUGUUUGUGGGUGACGGGACGCAUGACAAUCCAAAUACAGUCAUCAGAGCAGAGCCACAGCAGGAGACUCACUGACUCACUGAUCCUCAUUCAUUCACACACGCUCGACCUGUGGUGAGCCUUCGAGGAGGAGGAGGAAGGCUUUUAGGUUUUCGCAAGGCUGGAGUCCAAUCCACAUUAGUAGAUUAAACAACAGAGAGAAACUUAAAGAUUUAUAUCUCUAUCAAGAUGCCCCCGGAUCUGAAUCACACAGGGGGCUGUGCAAAGACAGAGGAGGAGGAAGCCGCGAGCUCUGAGGAAGACUCGGGCUCGUUCCGUGGCGCUGGGCUCUGCAAAUGGUUUAACGUGCGGAUGGGUUUCGGCUUCCUGUCCAUGACCCAUCGUGAGGACAUCUGUCUGGACCCACCCGUGGAUGUGUUCGUCCAUCAGAGCAAGCUCCAUAUGGAGGGCUUCCGCAGUCUGAAGGAAGGGGAAGCCGUGGAGUUCACCUUCAAAAGAUCGUCUAAGGGUCUGGAGUCCUUAUGGGUGACGGGGCCAGACGGGGCACAAUGCAUAGGCAGCGAGAAAAGACCCAAGGGUGCCCAGAAACGCCAUUCAAAAGGAGAUCGAUGCUUCAACUGUGGAGGGCCAAAUCAUCAUGCCAAAGAAUGCCAGCUACCACCUCAGCCCAAAAAGUGCCAUUUUUGCCAAAGCAUCGCCCACAUGGUGGCCAACUGUCCAAUCAAAGCACAGCAGUUGUCACCAGGAUCUCAGGGAAAAUCCACAACCUCAACUGGAGAAGAUGACGACAUGAGCCACACCCCCUUACCUCCCGAGACCUCUGAUUAGUGAUCAGGGAAACACGAGCACCAAUCAAAACAUGCCAAGCUGCUUUUGGAACUAACUCAGGUUUUUCUUUUUCAAACAGCAGAAAUGAAUGUCAGUCAGAUUAAAUUAAUAUAGAAAGUUAUACUGAGAAAUACGAUUAUAUCCAUCUUUAUAUGAUAACAUAUCCGUACCUCAUCUUUAUACCACAGAACUGAUUUGGGAUGAAUUCCAGAUCUUUUAGAUGGAUGAUGAUGAUAUGCAUGAAUUCAGAGGGCAAAUCUCACAAAAACAUCUUCAAGUUAGACACUUAUUCUGAAUUUUAGGACCAUUACUAUCUUUUAUAAAUAAUGUUUCCUUGUCCUUUUCUAAAGUUAAUCCAUAUUUAUAUGCUGCGAUUGUAUUUUUAAGUAAUGCAAGUUGGUUGUGAAAUUGCAAAAAAAAACACUAAUCUUUAAUUAUAUUUUGCUUGACUGAUAAUCCCAUUUUUUUAGGGUAAAAUGUCUUUUACAGAACUAAUGUACUUGCCAGGUUUUGUGAGAUCUGCCCUGAAAGUGUUUGAGACAAAGAUUUUCAUUUUCUGCCUUAGCUAUAGCGAAGUGUCUUAGAUUUGUCCUGAAACAAUCAAAAUGCAUCAUGUUGACAAAUUGCAAUAAGCCUGGAUAGUAUGCAUAUCUGUCUUUGUGCUGAACUUCAAAUGAUCACUUCACUGUAAACCCGAAUAAAUUCCCACAACUCAAAAAAUUUGAGCCAAUCGAUUGCCUCAAAUUUAAGUUGAUUAACUUAAGUCACAAUUUUCCAGAACUUAAAAGGUUGGAUUACCUGCUACAAAGACAGAUAGUAUCUGUCUCUGUGCUUAAGUACAAAUGAUCUCUUGCUUUCUAAUGACAAAAUUGGCAUUGUCAUUGUCAUGAAUUUCCUCUUUUCCCCGCUCUGUUGUUGUCUGACCCUCUUUGUGAUCUAAUCCACAGGCCAAAUGAAUGUUAAAAGCUGCUUUCGCGCAGAUCAUACAUCCGUCCGUCUGUAGUACAACUGUUAUAUGUGAAUGACACAGUGACUUUCUUAGAUUGUUUAGUUUAAUGCUGUGUAAUUGUAAUGUAAGGCUUGCUCUCAUUUAAAAAAAAAAAAAAAUCUGAAAUUCAACACUGUAAUUAAAAUAUUGUUGGUUUAACUUAAAGGGAUACUCCACUUUUUUUGGAAAUAGGCUCAUUUUACAACUCCCCCAGAGUUAAACAGUUGAGUUUUACCGUUUUCUAAUGUAUUCAGCUGAUUUUCUGUCUGGUUCCUGAUAUUCUUCUAAAGUACAUUAGACAACGGUAAAACUGUUUA
Molecule: messenger RNA, 2193 nt
Organism: Pimephales promelas (fathead minnow)
Lineage: Eukaryota; Metazoa; Chordata; Actinopteri; Cypriniformes; Leuciscidae
Gene: lin28ab
Product: lin-28 homolog Ab
Biological process (GO): pre-miRNA processing
Cellular component (GO): nucleus; cytoplasm
Molecular function (GO): zinc ion binding; mRNA binding
Source: RefSeq, a predicted model, not a curated record